UUGAACUCUCCUGACUUUUGUCUCCAUUUCCGCUUCCUGGUUGGUGUUUUGUACAGUAAAAGUCCUCGGGCGGCUGUGUGAGAGGCGCGGGUGAGUCAGUGAGCUGCAGGAUCGAUAGUGAUCGAUAUCAGUGAUCGGAGAGCGCUGGGGAUGGAGGAGAGCUGCUGGGUGGAGAUGAGUGGAGAUAAAGAGGAGAGAGAGGAGAUCAGGGGGAUGGAGGGAUCUGAACUCAACACUAAAGAAGAGGAGGAAAAAGAGGAAGGUGGAGAAAUUUUUCUACAGAGGAAGAUCAAAGAGGAGCUCGAGCUAGAAGUGAUGACGAUUAAGGAGGAACCCGAUGAGCAGAACCCAAACUCGGAGCUCCAAAGCAGCAGCUUCAGCGAUGCUUCCCAAACUGAAAUUCAUACCGGAGACUCUUUUAUCUGUUCACACUGUGGAAAAGGAUUCCCUUCAAAAAAAUCCUUAAAUCGUCACAAGGAAACGCAUGAAACCAGUAGAUCCCACAAGUGCGACCAGUGUGACUGGAGCUUCAAAUGCCUCCGAGAUCUACAACAACACAAAAAGAUUCAUACCGGAGAAAAGCCCUUUACCUGCGCUGAGUGCGGUAAAGGUUUAACUUCAUCACGUCAUCUUAAGACGCACAUGAUGAUUCAUACUGGAGCUAGGCCAUUUACCUGCACUGAGUGUGGGCGUGGUUUUUGUACAUCAAACCAUCUUAAAACCCACAUCAUGAGUCAUACUGGAGAAAAGCCGUUUACCUGCGGUGUGUGUGGGCGGGGUUUAACUACUUCAAACCACCUUAAAACCCACAUGCAAAUUCAUACUGGAGAAAAACCGUUUACCUGUACUGAGUGCGGGAAAGGUUGCACUUCUGCAAGAGUUCUUAAAACCCACAUGAUGAUUCAUACUGGAGACAAGCCGUUUACCUGCACUGAGUGCGGAAAAGGUUGCACUUCUGCAAGAGUUCUUAAAAACCACAUGAUGAUUCAUACUGGAGAGAAGCCGUUUACCUGCACUGAGUGCGGAAAAGGUUGCACUUCUGCAGCCGUUCUUAAAACCCACAUGAUGACUCAUACCGGAGAAAAGCCAUUCGUCUGCGAUGAGUGCGGGAAAGGUUGCAUUUCUGCAAGCAACCUUAAAACCCACAUGAAGAUUCAUACUGGAGUAAGUCCACUUACCUGCACUUACUGUGGGAAGGGCUUUACUUCAUCAAGCAACCUUAAAUCCCACACGAGAAUUCAUACUGGAGAAAAGCCUUUUAGUUGCACUGAGUGUAUGAAGAGCUUUUCGAAGUUGCGCCAAUAUAGAACCCACAUGAUGAUUCAUACUGGUGAAAAGCCGUUUACCUGUGCUGAGUGCGGGAAAGGUUUUACUUCGGCAGCCGUUCUCAAAACCCACAUGAUGAUUCAUACUGGAGAAAGGCCGUUUGCCUGCACCGAGUGCGGGAAAGGCUUUACUUCAUCAAGCAAUCUAAAAGUUCACAUCAUGAUUCAUACUGGAGAGAAACCGUUCACCUGCAGUGAGUGCAGUAAAUGUUUUAUUACAUUAAGACAUCUUAAAUCCCACAUGUUGUUUCAUACUGGAGAGAAGCCGUUUACCUGCCCUGUUUGUGGCCAACGUGCAUCUACUUCAGGCAACCUUAAGACCCACAUGAGAACUCAUACCGGAGAAAAACCUUUUAGUUGCACUGAGUGCGGGAAGAGCUUUUCAACAUCAGGCCGCUGUAAAUCCCACAUGAAGACUCAUACUGGAUCUGCACUCAGUGAUGGAGGAAGUGUAUUCUUGGAAAUAUCAUGUGAGCACAUUAAAGAUGAGCCUGAUCCAGAGCAGGAGAUGUUUCAUAGAGAAUGUGGUGCCCAGGAAUCUCAGAACAGCUUCAACGAUUCCUCCUGUCUGAAAAAACAACCGAAGAGAAUUCAUACUGGAUCUGAACCCUUUACCUGCCUACUGCAUUGGAAGAGCUUCAGCGCAGUGAGGGCUCUCAAAUGCAACCUGGAGAUGCAUGAAGGAAAGAGACCGUACCAGUGCUCCCAGUGUGACUGGAGCUUCGCCUGAUUCCCAGAUCUCAAACAUCACGAAAAGAUUCAUACCGGAGAAAAGCCGUUCACCUGCUCCGAGUGCGGGAAGGGCUUCCUAAAAGUCAGUCGCCUAAAAGUCCACAUAAUGACUCACACUGGAGAGAGACCAUUCACCUGCAACGGCUGCGGAAAACAAUUCCUGCAAGCCAACAACCUCAAAUCCCACAUGAAAAUUCAUACCGGAGACAAGCCAUUCCACUGCUCCCACUGUGGUAAGAACUUCCUGCGACUGUUUGAGUAUGAAAUCCAUGUGAUGAUACACCUGGAGAAAAAGCUGUUCACCUGCUUGGAAUGCGGGAAGAGCUUUUCCCAGUUGACCCGCCUCAAAACCCACACCACAAUUCAUAACGGAGAAAAGCCGUUUGCCUGCUGUGAUUGUGGCAAAGCAUUCCCAACACCCAAACACCUCAAAAACCAUGUGCUGAUUCAUACCGGAGAGAAGACCUUCACCUGCACUCAGUGCGGCAAGAGCUUCACCAACUCCAGUGCCCUCAGGAGGCACAGGCUAAUAAAUGCUGGACACAAACCCCACCAGUGCUCCCAGUGCGACAGGAGCUUCAUACAGGUCUCGGACCUGAAAGAUCACCUGAGGAUUCAUACCGGAGAGAAGCCGUUUGUGUGCUGUCAGUUUGGGAAGAGCUACACUUCCACCAAGGGACUGGCGUACCACAUGCAUAUUCAUACUGGACACAAGCCGCACCAGUGCUCCCAGUGCGGGAAGACCUUUAUACGGCUCUCCAAACUAAAGAUACACCAAAUAACUCAUACUGGAGAAGAGCCGGGAUCUGCUGGGGUGGAUCUGCGGGCUUCGUCGUCCUGCAGUGUGAAGGACAGUUGGUAAUUGGGUGUAUGUAAAGAUACACAAUGCAAAUAAAGUUAUUAUUGUUUUAUUGGUUUUAUUGUA
Messenger RNA from Astyanax mexicanus (Mexican tetra), 2982 nucleotides. Its product is annotated as zinc finger protein 850. The transcript has 3 exons. NCBI's taxonomy places the organism in Eukaryota, Metazoa, Chordata, Actinopteri, Characiformes, Acestrorhamphidae. Gene Ontology annotation, biological process: regulation of transcription by RNA polymerase II. Gene Ontology annotation, cellular component: nucleus. Gene Ontology annotation, molecular function: RNA polymerase II transcription regulatory region sequence-specific DNA binding; DNA-binding transcription factor activity, RNA polymerase II-specific. The record is from RefSeq and is a predicted model, not a curated record.